This is a messenger RNA of Funneliformis mosseae, 729 nucleotides long. The record is from the annotation of a GenBank genome assembly. Lineage: Eukaryota; Fungi; Glomeromycota; Glomeromycetes; Glomerales; Glomeraceae.
AUGACCACAAAUUUAGAAACAAACUACCCACCUUUAGAUUAUUAUUUAAACCCUAAUAAAAGCAUAACAUUUUCAUAUGAAAAAGAUAAUGAUUCCUUUCAACAAGGAAUACUUUGUGAAGACGCAAAAAGUUACUUAAUCGGCUAUUUACAUCUUAAUUAUCAAAAAUGUAAAAAAAUCAAACGGGUUAGCUUGCAUUUAAAAGGACUAGAAAAAACUUUAUGGAUUAAGGCGGAAUCAAUAAAACCCUGUGGAGGAGAGCGUGUACUUGUUGAUACGACUCAUGUAAUUUUUCAACCAGGAACGGACGUUUUAAUUGAUCAAUUAAAGGUUCGAUUUAAAAUAAAUUUACCCGAUAAUCUUCCAGGAACAAUCGAGACAAGAUUUGGAUCCGUAAGUUAUAAUUUACGCGCUAUCGUAACCAGGAAGAGCGGAUUAUUUCAUUCUAAAGAUGAUAUAGUUGAAAUCAAGUGCCCACUUAAAACUACCAUAACUUUGAAUUAUACAAAUGUUUCUCCUCAUAAAAUCGAAGGUACACAAAAUGGUUUGGUUUAUGUAUUCGAUUUACCACCAAAAAAAUAUUUUCAACUUGGAACUUCUGUUUCGAUACCAAUGAAUAUUUAUUUAUUAGAAUCAAACGUUAUGAUCAGGAAAGUUGAAAUUUCCUUGAAAAGUUGCAUGAAUUUUUAUUGUGACCAAUCGAAUGAAGGUUUUGAUAAGGAAGAACAA